This is a messenger RNA of Oncorhynchus masou masou (cherry salmon), 1068 nucleotides long. Its product is annotated as homeobox protein Dlx2b-like. Lineage: Eukaryota; Metazoa; Chordata; Actinopteri; Salmoniformes; Salmonidae. Gene Ontology annotation, biological process: regulation of transcription by RNA polymerase II; cell differentiation; embryo development. Bases 283 to 1068 code for a protein of 261 amino acids. The transcript has 3 exons. The record is from RefSeq and is a predicted model, not a curated record. Gene Ontology annotation, molecular function: RNA polymerase II cis-regulatory region sequence-specific DNA binding; DNA-binding transcription factor activity, RNA polymerase II-specific.
UAGGAGAUGACACCACUCCAACAUAUCUAGGCUAUGGAGUAGAAACAGAUAAACGGUUCAUUUAUUGACAACUCUCAUAAUAACAGUGGGCUAUUUGAUCAUACUUUGCCACGUGUAGGCAAUCAUUGGAGACUUAGACAGUGGACAAUUACCUUGGAGAACUACUUUUAGAAUAGAAUGAAUAGAAACAUUAUCCUAAAAGACUCAAUUUCGACAGUUGUUUGCAGGUCUGCAUAGCGUUAUGGUGCCAUAACUGGAGUUUUACAGACUGCUGACACAGCUAUGCAAUCAACUCAGACAACCUCGAUUCACUACACCAUGCACGACUUAAAUGAAUCUCAAAUCUUACCCAUUUCAAGGGCUACAGGAUGCAACUUCUUCCCUAACCAACCAACCGGACACUGCUCGGAUCCAGCGCAUGGCCAGCUGAAGUUUGACUCUCAUUCUUUGCUGGAAUAUAAUGGGAAUAACGGUCUCUACAGUCCCGGCAUGUAUGAGUUUGGGUUCCCCACCUCUUACGGUUGUUACGGAUCUUAUAUGGGCUCUUCACCUCUCACCACGGACACAGAGAAAGAGCCAGAAGUCCGAAUGGUAAAGGGAAAACAAAAGAAAGUCCGGAAGCCCAGAACCAUCUACUCCAGCCUGCAGCUGUGCGCGCUCCAGUGCAGGUUCCGAACGAGGCAGUAUCUGGCGCUACCUGAGCGUGCGGAGCUGGCCGCUUCACUGGGACUCACACAGACACAGGUGAAGAUUUGGUUCCAGAACCGUCGCUCAAAGUUGAAGAAGCUAUGUAGAAACAGCCAGAUGCCACUGGAACAGCCGGAGACCCCGUGUGCCUCCCCUAGGUCCAGCAGCUCUCCUCAGGCUACAACGGUGCACUGGGCCCCCCAUGGUAUUACUGAGACAGGAGGCUCAAGCAAUGAGCAGAACUGUAUCCCUCCAAGCAACUCAUCCUUUUACAGUAACUACUCUUGGUACUCGGCAACAGACUCUGUGGCACUCUCCCAGCAGAGUCCAGUACUAUAUCAGCCACACAAUCCUUCAGUUGAUGUGGGUUCAAUUUAUUGA